Molecule: messenger RNA, 3566 nt
Organism: Passer domesticus (house sparrow)
Lineage: Eukaryota; Metazoa; Chordata; Aves; Passeriformes; Passeridae
Product: potassium voltage-gated channel subfamily V member 2-like
Exons: 2
Coding region: 69-1583 (504 amino acids)
Biological process (GO): protein homooligomerization; potassium ion transmembrane transport
Cellular component (GO): membrane; voltage-gated potassium channel complex
Molecular function (GO): delayed rectifier potassium channel activity
Source: RefSeq, a predicted model, not a curated record
UCCCCUGAAGCCAGAGCUGCUGUCCUGUGGCCCAUAACAGGAGUCACCACUUUGGAAGGCCGGGCACCAUGAGGCAGCAGUGGACCAGGCGCGCGAGUCUCUCGGCCAGCCUGAAGAUUGGGGAUCACCGGGGCCGCUGCCGGACCCCGGAGGAAGAGGAAUGCUACAUCCCAUUUGCACAGGACAGCCUGAUAAGGCAAUGGAACUCCAUGCAGAACGUGGCAGAUGGUAACCAGAAGAGCCAGACUCCCAUCCAAAGGAACAAGUAUCUGCUCAACAUUAAUGUGGGUGGCAAAUUGUUCCAGAUAGCUUACAAGGUACUGGCCCGGUAUCCCAUCACCCGGCUUGGGAAGCUGGCGCUCUAUACGGACCCCAUGAAGAAGCUGCAGCUCUGUGAUGACUACUUGGUGCAGAAGAAUGAGUACUUCUUUGACAGAGAUCCUUCAAUUUUCCACUACAUCUUCCACUUCUACCGCAGUGGGGUCCUGUGGGUGAUGGAUGAGAUGUGCCCCAGUAACUUUGUGGAGGAAAUUGAGUACUGGGGAAUCCAUUUGAAAUACUCCCAGCGCUGCUGCCGGAUCCUGUUAGAGGAAAAGCGAGAUGAACUCAGUGAGUACCUGAAAAUAGAGAAGCAGCUAGAGGCAGAACUGGAGCCCCUGGAGUCAGGGACGCAGUUUGAUGGCAAGUUUCUGGGUCGGUUUCGGAAGAUGGUCUGGAACCUUAUUGAGAACCCGUACUCUUCUGUCCCAGCCAAGAUCAUUGCUGUCAUGUCGAGCUUCUUUGUGCUUAUCUCCAUUGUGGGCAUGACAUUGAGCACAGUGGAGGAGAUGAAAAACAAGACGGGGAAAAUGUGGAUGGAGCAGAUGGAGAUGAUCUGUGCCAUCUUCUUCACCUCUGAAUACCUCAUGCGGCUCAUAUCCUCCUCCAGCUUCAAGAAUUUUCUGCGGGCGGCGUUUAAUGCUGUAGACCUGGUGGCCAUCCUGCCUUUCUACAUCCAGAUCCUCUUUGAAAAUCUGGAUGAUGGAGACAUGCAAUACCAUGAGGAGCUGCACAAGGUGGAGAAUGUGAGCAAGCUGGGCAAAGUCCUCAAGCUCGUCAAGCUCAUGAGGAUCUUCCGCAUCCUCAAGCUGGCACGUCACUCCACUGGCCUCCGGGCCUUCAGCUUCACCAUGCGCCAGUGCUAUCAGCAGGUUUGCUGCCUUCUCCUCUUCAUUGCCAUGGGGGUCUUCACCUUCUCUGCUCUCAUACACUCGGUGGAACAUGAUGUCCCUGGCACUGACUUCACCAGUAUCCCCUGCGCGUGGUGGUGGGCAGCGGUCAGCCUCUCCACUGUGGGCUACGGAGACACUGUGCCUGACACAAUACUCGGCAGGAUGGUGGCAUUUUUCUGCAUCUCCUUCGGCAUCAUCCUCAAUGGAAUGCCCAUCUCCAUCCUCUACAACAAAUUUUCUGACUACUAUGCCAAGCUGAAGGCCCAUGAGAUGAGCCAGUCACUUCAGCUUUCCAGGAGGAUCCACCUGAAGAAGCGAGUCCUGCAGAAGUUCUCAGAGUGCUGGAGAGCUGACCCCCGCUAUUACCGCUGACCACAGGCUCCCCACCGCCCAGACAUCCCCUGUCCUGGCCAUCCUCCCAGUAGGUCCCGUCCCCCAGGGAGGCUCCAAGCUGUGGGCAGAGUCACAUCAGUGCUGGGGCUCUGCUGCUGCAGAGGGGUUGCUCCCAGCUGGGACCUCUCUCACUGCUGGACAAUGCUGUCCUGCAGAGCAGUCAGUCGGGGCUGUAUGGCCAGGGCAGGAUGUUUGUCUGCCAUGGGCUGAGGCAAGGGGCACCCUGACAUCAUGGGGAGUGAGGGAUGGGACUGGACUGUCACCUGUGUGAGGCAGGUAGCCCAGUGUGACUCAUGUGCAGGUGCUGCUCCAUUUCCCACUGAGUGGGACACACCCAGGCUCCCACUGCCCAGGGCCCUGUGACUCCCUCCCAGCCAAGCAGCCCAGGCCUAGUCCAGUGUGGGGAUUUGGGUGAAGGCCCAGAGGAAAGGCUCACAGCCAUGCAUCCUUCCAGCCAAAUCUGCUCUUCUUCCCAUGCCCUGGAGUUUGGGUCCUGACUUGGGGUGCUGCUGUGAUGAGACCCACAGGCACUGUAGGCUACAGAGCUUGCAGCCAGAGCACCCCCACAAACAGGAUUUAAUAACCAGGCCCAAACCUUCAUUGUCAUGGAUUCUUGUCCAGCCACUGUGUGUGGUUCAGUAAACUGCUCAUCAUUUGGAGUGAGGAGAAGACAUCUCCCCAGGGCUCACAAGUCCAUCAGUGCAGGGACAGAGCUCUCAGAGAUGCAGACAAGCCUGUCCAUGCAUUAGUUUUGGAAUGAGGUACCUGGGCCUGGGUGCAUUGGAACUGGAGCUGGGACGUGCAUAUGAUCAGGACACACCUGUUGGCUCUGCCCUGUGUUCACAUCAUGGGAGGCAGUGGGGAACAUGUCUGGGGGGCACAGGGCAAGGAUUUGUCCUCCAGUGUGGGACCAUGUCCAAUGAAAGAGCCUCCUGAAGGGAUAUACCCUUCCCUUGAGUAAGAUGGAGAGAGGGACCUUGGGCUGUGGGAAAGGUUGGCGUGGGAAGGGCCAAGAGCUGCUGGUGCUGCUUCCAGAUGAGCAGGGGGAAGAAACUGGUGCCAGCCAGGCCAGGGUGCAAUUCACUCACUUGUGAGCUGGAGAUGCAGAGGUGCUAGGGGACUCCUGGUAUCAGCCUGGGACUGGGGCCAAGGUGCUGAUGUUGGAAACUUGGAAAGAAACUUGGAGGAGCUGAGUGCUCUGGCAGGGACAGUCACACUCCUACUGAGAGCUGAACUGCAGGGGACAAGGGAGCUGUGCCACCAGGUGUGAGGGGACCCCUGCUCUGACUACCAACACCUACACCCACUCCCCGGUAACCCACAUUGACACCCACCCUCUGUACACCUGACCCCACAGCCUUGGGCAGCUCUGGUUUCCACCCCCUUUCUCUUCCAUGAGGAACAUUCUCUCUGGGCACAGCAGUGUCCUCUUACCAUCUUCCCCCAGAGCUCUCCUGCCCCACUGUCCUGGUUUCAGCUGCAGUAGAGUUCAUUUUCUUCCCAGUGUCUGGUAUAAUGCUGUAUUUUAGAUUCAGGGUGAGCAUAUUCUUGAUUGCACAGUGAUUUCUCAGCAGCCAAUUGCUGCUAGGAGACAGGCUGGGCACAGAUCAGUGGCUGCUGAGCAACUGGGUAUUUGGCAUCAUUUUUAUGUCUUGGGGUUUAUGACUCCCUCCUUUUAGUGUCUCCCUUUUAAUCAAAAAAGUUAUUAAAUAUUACCAUAUUUUAUUUUAUUUCCAUUAUUGAACUUUCCAUACCUCCACCCACACAUUUAACCUUUUCUUCUGAUUCUCCUCCCCAUCCCACUAGGGUUGGGGGAGAGGCCAGUGGCUGCAUGGUGCUUAGUUGCCAUGUGGGGUUAAAGCACAACAGCCACCACUCACCUGCCCCAGCAGCAUCAUCUCCAGGCAUCUCUGUGGACACCCCCAUCCCACCCCAGACCCUGUCACCACAUUCCCCCAAGCA